CUUUCGCCCCGCCCCUCUGGCGGCGGCUUCUCACGUGGUGCGCGGGGCUCUUCUUCCCACGUGACACUCCCCACCACCACCGGCAAUACCGCAAAAGAGGGACCCCCGCCGACGUGGUUGGCAUGGAAACGCGGCGUGUGUUCUACCUGCGCCUCCUCGCCCUGGUGGUCCUGCCCAGGGCGCCGGCAGCUUACAGAAUUCCCCAGCUUGACUUUGAAGAGAAAUAUUUUGAGCAGUGGCUAGAUCACUUCAAUUUUGAAGCUUACAGCAACAAAACGUUUGCCCAGAGGUUCCUCAUUACAGAUAAAUUCUGGAAGAAGGGAGCCGGACCCAUCUUUUUCUACACUGGGAAUGAAGGAGACAUCUGGACCUUUGCUCAGAAUAGCGGCUUCAUCACGGAGCUGGCCGAGCAGCAGAAUGCUCUGGUGGUCUUUGCGGAGCACAGAUACUAUGGGAAGUCGCUGCCAUUUGGGGCAGCAUCGCUGCGGAAGGAAAAUGCCGGCCUGCUGAGCAUGGAGCAGGCCCUUGCUGACUACGCAGUGCUCAUCAGCGAGCUGACGCAUCACUAUGCUGCCAGGGAGACGCCUGUCAUUGCUUUCGGAGGCAGUUACGGAGGGAUGCUCAGUGCAUACAUGAGAAUGAAGUAUCCCAACGUUGUGGCCGGGGCACUGGCUGCCAGUGCCCCUGUGCUGUCCGUGGCUGGGAUUGGAGAUUCCAAUCAGUUCUUCAAGGAUGUCACAGCAGACUUCCAGAACUACAGUCCAGACUGCUCCAAGGCCGUACAAGAAGCAUUCCAACAAAUCAAAGACCUGUACCUGGCUGGAGCUUACGAGAGAAUCAGCAGCGGAAUGUCCACUUGUGCAAAGCUUUCUUGUAAGGAAGAUGUCUAUCAGCUGUUUGGAUUUGCCCGGAAUGCUUUCACCAUGAUAGCCAUGAUGGAUUACCCGUACAAGACUGACUUCAUGGGACACUUUCCAGCAAACCCGGUCAAGGUUGGCUGUGAGCUGAUGCUGACGAACAAGGACCGAAUCAGGGGCUUGGCAGCUCUUAGCGGACUACUCUACAACUCCACUGGGACCGCUCCAUGUUUUGAUAUUUACAAGCAGUACCAGAGAUGUGCAGACCCAACGGGUUGCGGCACAGGCUUGGAUGCCAAAGCGUGGGACUAUCAGGCCUGCACCGAAAUCAACUUAACCUUCAACAGCAACAAUGUGACCGACAUGUUCCCGGAGAUGCCCUUCACAGAUGCCACCAGGGAAGAAUACUGCUUCCACAAAUGGGGAGUUCGCCCUCGGCCAUCAUGGCUGCGGACCAGUUUCUGGGGCAAUGAUCUGGCCGCCGCAAGUAACAUCAUCUUCUCAAAUGGAGACUUGGAUCCCUGGGCAGGUGGUGGAGUUAGAAAGAACCUGAGCUCUUCAUUGAUUGCCAUAAUCGUCAAGGGAGGUGCUCAUCACCUAGACCUCAGGAGCUCCAACCCGGCUGAUCCACUGUCUGUCAGAGAGGCUCGCAACCAGGAAGCAAAUCUCAUCCGCGACUGGGUCAGAUCAGCCAGCACCAAGGAAGCCUGGGGGAAUACAGCAGCUGGAGCCUGAGAGCAAUGCGCUCCCAGCCGCUGUCCAGCCCCCUUUUAACAGGAGUCAACAAUGCAGCGUUUUGGUGCCAAAACCAGCCAGGAGCCCUGCUGAUGGUUGGGUCAGCCAAUGUUGGCCACCUAGGUGGCGACUCUUUGAGGCGACAGGGUUGUAAAAGCAAGAAAUAAAACUGGAAAGAUUCUCUUGA
Rhineura floridana is the source of this 1779-nucleotide messenger RNA. RefSeq names its product dipeptidyl peptidase 7 (gene DPP7). Gene Ontology annotation, biological process: proteolysis. Lineage: Eukaryota; Metazoa; Chordata; Lepidosauria; Squamata; Rhineuridae. Gene Ontology annotation, cellular component: vesicle. Gene Ontology annotation, molecular function: dipeptidyl-peptidase activity; serine-type exopeptidase activity. The transcript has 13 exons. The record is from RefSeq and is a predicted model, not a curated record. Bases 123 to 1592 code for a protein of 489 amino acids.